CCCUUUGACACAAAGUUAUCCCUGAAAACAACAUCAUUACCACCUUAAACGGCUUCAAAACACACGCGCUGGUCACCUUCCCAUUUUCAUGGAUUCCUUCUCCUUAUUCGACUCAUUUGGAUUAUUUUCAGAAACAAGUAUUCCUCAGAUCUGCAUCUCCUUCUGAAUGAGCUCACCCUUUUCAUCAAUAAAUCCUAAAAUCUCAUCCCAAUACCAAUCAAGGUACGAUUCAAAUCUCGGUGUUCUCGAUACCUCUUGCCCAUUUUGGGCACUACCCAUUCAUAUUAGUUGAAUGGAUCUCUUUUUCAAAUUGUCCAUUUGAAGAAUGUGGUGUUGGUGUUAGAACUAGAUGCAAAUCUCUCGGGAUUAGAUUUAGAAGACCCACAAACCAAAACCCUUUAUUUUGGGUCUAAUUUUCGAUCCCCAAAAGGAUGUUGCCAAGGGUUGCAUCAGCUGAGGAUGCUAAGGAUUUGACCCAAAGAACGCAGCCUAGAGUUUCCCCGUUCAGAGCCCUGAAAACCCUAAUGCUGUUCCUCGUUCUGGGAGUUGGGUUUUCAUUGUUCAGCCUCUACAUGACCAGACACCUCACAGUUCAGAACAUGGUGAUGCAAGCUCGGUCGACUUUCCAGUCUUGCUUCGAGGAGCAGCAGGUGACUCUUGAGAGAUGGGUUAGGCCGCCCUCGAGCUUGAUGCACUCGAUGAGCGAUGAGGAGUUGCUUUGGAGGGCUUCAUUUGUUCCUCAGGUGAAGGAGUAUCCAUAUAACAGGGUUCCCAAGAUAGCUUUCAUGUAUUUAACUCGUGGGCCUCUGCCGCUUUCGCCUCUCUGGGAGAAAUUUUACAGGGGAAAUGAAGGCCUUUACUCUAUUUACAUUCAUGCAUUGCCGUCUUAUGUCGCCAAUUUCUCAUCAGAUUCUGUGUUCUACCAGAGGCAGAUCCCGAGUCAGGUGUCAGAGUGGGGACGAAUGAGCAUGUGCGAUGCAGAGAGACGUCUCCUUGCAAAUGCCUUACUUGACCUCUCCAAUGAAUGGUUUGUGCUACUUUCAGAAGCUUGCAUCCCCAUGCGAAACUUUAGCUUCAUGUACCAAUAUUUCAAAAGAUCGAAGCACAGUUUUAUCGGUGCAGUGGAUGAUGUAGGCCCUUAUGGAAGAGGCCGUUACGACUUGAGAAUGAUGCCAGAGGUCAACAUCUCAGACUGGCGAAAAGGGUCUCAGUGGUUUGAAGUGAACCGAAAGCUCGCUGUUGCUAUAAUCAAAGACUCCAUUUACUACCCUAAGUUUGACAAGUUCUGCAGGCCAGCUUGCUAUGUUGAUGAGCAUUACUUUCCGACGAUGCUCACCAUUCAGUUGCCACACCUUCUGGCAAACAGAAGUGUUACUUGGGUUGACUGGUCGAGGGGUGGGGCCCACCCAGCAACGUUUGGGAGGGGUGACAUAAAUGAGGCAUUUUUAACUAAAGUUAUUGGAGAUCGUGUAUGUGAAUAUAACGGCCAGAACACUACGGAUUGUUUUCUCUUUGCAAGGAAGUUUGCUCCAAGUGCGUUGGAGCCUCUACUGGAAUUGGCACCCAGUCUUCUUGGAUUUGGUUAAUGUGGAUGAGAACUUGAUUGUUUGAUGAUUUUUCAAAAAUCGAACUUCAGGAAUGUCUAUUUUUCACGAUUAUUAUUUUUGUACAGAUGAGUACCAAUUUUGAGGAAUCGGUUGAUUCUGAUCUGUAUUAGAUAGUAGUUUGGUCAGUCAUAUCUACAUCUACACUUAAUAGCAUUACGUGUUAUUUUUAUGAACGUUGGCGCCAGCAGUAUGUUUUAUAUAUGCUGCUGGUAGUCGGCCUUCUGAUGUUCAUUCUC
Messenger RNA from Asparagus officinalis (garden asparagus), 1843 nucleotides. RefSeq lists its product as uncharacterized. Gene Ontology annotation, cellular component: membrane. The coding region runs from base 432 to 1586 and encodes 384 amino acids. The transcript is spliced from 2 exons. The record is from RefSeq and is a predicted model, not a curated record. Lineage: Eukaryota; Viridiplantae; Streptophyta; Magnoliopsida; Asparagales; Asparagaceae. Gene Ontology annotation, molecular function: glycosyltransferase activity.